AUGUCCGUGCCGAGGAAAAAGUUAGCCGACAAUGCCGGGAACACCGCGGCGUUCUUGCUGACGAAACAGCCGGAAGAUUUCUCUGACAGUCACCGCGUGAAAAUCGUCAUCGUCGGCAGCGGUUACACGGGCGUUGCUGUCGGGAUCGCUAUACUUUUCAAGCGGCUCGCCUCCGAGCUGGUGUUCAUAGAUCUAAACGAGGACUUAGCCAAGGCAGAAGCGGAAGACAUCAGCCACGGGGCGGUGUUUCUCGGCAAUCCGAAGAUCACCGGUACAAAGGAUUAUUCCCAAGCCAGAGACGCGACGGUAUGCGUGAUCACGGUAGGCGACAGGUCGACCAACAGCCAGGACGACGGCGCUCUGCUCGAGCGAAAUUUGGACAUCCUGAAGGACGUCAUACCGAACGUCUGCAAGUACGCGCCCAACAGCGUGCUCCUGAUCGUGACGACGCCAGUGGACAUACUGUCGUAUGCAGCCAUGAAGCUCUCAGGUUUCCCGCCGCAGCGCGUGAUAGGAUUGGGCACAUUUUUGGACAGCUGUAGGCUUCAGCACUUCAUCGCGCAGAAGCUCGGAAUUUCGUCCAGCGCCGUGCAAGCCUCCGUGAUCUGCGAAAAUGGGCCCACGUCCGUGCCCAUUUGGUCCGCCGUGACGGUGAUGGGGAUCAAACUUAAAGACAUCAACAGGGACAUCGGGACGAAAUCGGACCCGGAAUCUUGGGGAGAUCUGCACAGAAAAGUCAUCGACUGCGACAGCGAUCUUAUCGAGAGGAAGGGAUACCGCUGCUGGGGCAUAGGCAUCUGCGCGGCAGAGGUUGUGGACGCGAUCGUGCGGAACACGUGUAUUUGCAUCACUGUGUCGGCUUAUCUGAAGGGCUGUCGACACGGUCUGGAGAAGGACGUGUACAUGUCCCUGCCCUGCAUAGUCGGCAGAAACGGUAUACAGUCGUUCCUGCGUCAUCCGUACACGCCCGAGGAGCAAGAACUCACGGAGACAUCCUGCCGCACGAUCUACGAGACCCAGAGGUCUAUCGUUAACGCCCUCCAAUGA
Hylaeus volcanicus is the source of this 1047-nucleotide messenger RNA. RefSeq names its product L-lactate dehydrogenase A-like 6A. The transcript is spliced from 6 exons. The coding region runs from base 1 to 1047 and encodes 348 amino acids. NCBI's taxonomy places the organism in Eukaryota, Metazoa, Arthropoda, Insecta, Hymenoptera, Colletidae. The record is from RefSeq and is a predicted model, not a curated record. Gene Ontology annotation, molecular function: oxidoreductase activity, acting on the CH-OH group of donors, NAD or NADP as acceptor. Gene Ontology annotation, biological process: carboxylic acid metabolic process.